CGCCGCUUCUCCCGCGUCUCGCCGCCAGCUCGCCGGAGGGUCUCCCAGGGUCGAGGGUCCUGCCCCUGCCCGGCUCCGAGUGCCACCUCCUCGGCUACCGACAUCUGCAUUCCCCGGCGUGUAUGGAGCAACAUCUUUAAAGAUAGUAUCUCAUCCUCCAUCACGGCACUGUCAGGGGUUCUUUUCUGUGUUUAAGUGGAGGUUCUGAAGGAUGCUGACUACGUGGGUCGCUCCAGGGUCCUGGUGAAGUGUCUCAUGUGUCACGUGGACAAAGAAUGGCCCACAGAAUGCCGUCACAAGGCAAAGUGACCAUCUCGGUGGACGAGUACAGCUCCAACCCCACGCAGGCCUUCACCCACUACAACAUUAACCAGAGCCGCUUUCAACCGCCACACGUGCAUAUGGUGGACCCCAUCUCAUACGACGCUCCCAAGCCGAGUGGCCACACGCGUUUUGUGUGUGUGUCGGACACACACUCACGGACAGAUGGCAUCCAGAUGCCCUACGGGGACGUGCUCCUGCACACGGGGGAUUUCACCGAGCUGGGCCUGCCCUCGGAGGUCAAGAAGUUUAACGACUGGUUAGGUGGAUUACCGUAUGAGUUUAAAGUGGUGAUCGCGGGGAAUCAUGAGCUGACCUUCGACAAGGAUUUCAUGGCGGAGCUGGUCAAGCAGGAUUACUAUCGCUUUCCCUCUGUGUCGAAGUUGAAACCCGAGGACUUUGACAGUGUUCAGUCUCUCCUGACAAACUGUGUUUACCUGCAGGACUCGGACAUCACCGUCAAGGGCUUUCGAAUAUAUGGUGCGCCAUGGACGCCAUGGUUUAAUGGCUGGGGUUUUAACCUGCCCAGGGGACAGUCCCUGCUCGAUAAGUGGAACCUCAUCCCAGAGGGCAUCGAUAUUCUCAUGACCCAUGGGCCGCCCCUCGGUUUUAGGGACUGGGUACCGAAGGAGCUGCAAAGAGUUGGGUGUGUUGAGCUGUUAAACACAGUCCAGAGGAGAGUCCGGCCCAAACUCCACGUCUUCGGAGGAAUUCAUGAAGGUUACGGCAUUAUGACAGACGGGUACACGACAUUCAUCAACGCCUCGACCUGUACCGUCAGCUUUCAACCCACCAACCCUCCCAUCGUGUUCGACCUCCCGAACCCCCCCAGCUCUUGAGACGCCCGCAAGCAUCACCAUAUUCUCCUUUUCUCCUUACGUUUUCUAACAAUACUUUGGAAAAAAAAAAUAGUUGAAUGUUUCUUUUAGAAUCGCCAGUCUUUUGCUAAAAGAUUCAGUGGAAGAUUUCUGAUGACGGACGGGAUAAUGCCGGUGUCGCGUACAGAUGUGCUGAACAAUCUUAUGAAUAGAUCUGAUUAAAUCUGUAUGAUAAUAA
Messenger RNA from Carassius gibelio (silver crucian carp), 1377 nucleotides. Its product is annotated as metallophosphoesterase MPPED2. The transcript has 7 exons. Gene Ontology annotation, molecular function: hydrolase activity. Lineage: Eukaryota; Metazoa; Chordata; Actinopteri; Cypriniformes; Cyprinidae. The coding region runs from base 276 to 1160 and encodes 294 amino acids. The record is from RefSeq and is a predicted model, not a curated record.